Phytophthora infestans T30-4 is the source of this 1072-nucleotide messenger RNA. RefSeq lists its product as uncharacterized. Lineage: Eukaryota; Oomycota; Peronosporomycetes; Peronosporales; Peronosporaceae. Gene Ontology annotation, biological process: cellular response to misfolded protein. The transcript has 2 exons. The coding region runs from base 119 to 1072 and encodes 317 amino acids. The record is from RefSeq and is a predicted model, not a curated record. Gene Ontology annotation, molecular function: Hsp70 protein binding. Gene Ontology annotation, cellular component: endoplasmic reticulum membrane.
GCAGGUUGGCGGCGUAACUAGUCCUGUAGCUUCUAACUACAGGACCUGCAAGUUACAGGCUGUAACUGGUAGCGAGAGGGAACGCAGCAGCAACCGCAUUGAUAUAAGCACGACGGCGAUGGGAAAGCCCAAGGCCACGAACGGCGGCAAGCUGUCGGAAAAAGACAUGGAGCAGCACCGUGAGUACAUGAAGAAAUACAAGAUGCAGUCAAGCGAUCUGGAUAAGCACGAAAUGCACUACAAGGACCACUACGAGCUGCUGAAUAUCUCUCGUGACGCAUCACACACGGAGAUUCGGAAGGCUUACAGAAAGCUGGCGCUUAAGUGCCACCCGGACAGGAAGCCAUCGCCCGAGGCAUUGGCACAGUGGGAGGGUGUGCCAACGGCAUAUGCGGUGCUAUCGAAUCCAAACGACCGUACCGAGUACGACGCCACCUUACCCACCCGCGACGCGCUCGUAGAGUUCUACCGUGCUUACAACCCGGCCAAAUUGGACAACGCUACCAUCGAUACCAUCAUCGACGGCUGGUACGGCCGCGAGGUUGAGCUCUUUGAGAUGCUCAAUGCCAAGUACGAGGUGGCACCGCACCAGGGCACCACGAAGGCUGUGCAACGCGCUGCUGCGAUGUCGAUGUCACGUGAGAAGGCGCACAAGAUUUCGACGGACAGCCAGACGUACAAGUCGAAAGACGCCACGAACACAGAGAUCACGUGGACAGGCACUAUCGGGUCCGUCUUCUGCUGCAAGGGCAUCUUCUCGCGCUUGUUCCGCACCACCUACUACGAAGUAGACACGACCAGUCCGGGGUUCCUGGCGUCCCACGGCGCCUCGGAUACGCCCGGCCAGACCAUGCGUAUGAAUCUUAAGUCCCCCGCGACACCGUCACAGCUAUCGCAGCCUGUCAGUCCAGACUUUGAGCCGCCUGGUGAUGCAGAUAACUCUUCCACGGCUACGACUGCCGACGGAUCGCCACCCAGUGGAGACGACAGCUGUGCAAGGUCAAGGAACGACUACAGCGCUUCACCUCCAGGCCCACGAGCGUCACAAGUGAACGUCGCGGCGGCUAGAUAA